AAAAAAAAAAAAAGGAGGUGUUGGCCGGCGGAGGUGAAGUGCAAGGAUCAAGGGCAGAGCCAGAGCCCUAGAAAUGUUUUCACUCUCAAGGCUUCUCGAGAGGUCGUCGCGCCCAUGCCUCCAGCGAGCCGCUUAUCAACUCCGUUCUGCUCGGACCGGCGCUGCCGGAAAGCACCUAAAGUUCGGUGCGGCGGCGCUGAAGAAGGCCGACGACAAGUCGGAAUGGUGGGCGGUCGACGGCGAGAUGCACGAGAUCGGCGAGAAUGUUCCGCCCAGGGAAAGGUUCGUGAUCCCCCGAGAUAACAUCCCCAACAAGCGCCGCAAGCAGCUCAGAGAACAGUUCAUGCGCCGCACUCGUCUGGUUCUCAAGGAAUCUGAACAUGAGCCCUGGUGCAAAAGGUAUAUGGAACUUUAUAAUGAGCUUAGAGAGAACUGGGAGAGGCUGUACUGGGAUGAAGAUUACUCCAAGAAACUAGCUCGGGAUCAUGCUAACUAUGACUCUGCUGAAGAAGAUGAUCAAGAUUUUUCACCAUACCGGAGAAGGCAACCUCAAGCUCAGCAAAUGAAGGUUCAAGGCAUGGGAAGAAAUAUUCAAGAUGAAACCUGGGUAAAGGUUAACCAGAUUCGUGAUAAGUUUGAAUACGACAGAGAGAAGAGGAUGAGAGAAAGAGCCUUCGCACCCAUGCAAGAAGGAAUUGGUUUUGACUCGGAUAAUUCGCCCUCCAAGACUGGGCCCUUCGACACUCAGAGAUACUUCCCUGAGUCUGAAAGAGGCCGAGAUUGCUAACUGGCAACGAACAAUUCUCCUGGUUGUACAUUCUCAUACAAAGGGAACCUUAUGAUUCUGUAGCAUUUUACUUGGUCAAGUAUUUGUAGGGUCUGUUUGGUAUUGCUGCGCUUUUGAACCGCAACAACUCUUUAUUUACUUUUUUGAGAAAUUAGUGUUUGAUAAAAGUGUUGGUACUUUGGAGCCGUAUCUGUUCUUCCAAACAAGCAGGUUAAACUGCAUAAGCAUGUCUACUCAUGCUUUUUCUGGAAAAAGUACCACAACUUUGUUGGA
Diospyros lotus (date-plum) is the source of this 1060-nucleotide messenger RNA. RefSeq lists its product as uncharacterized. The record is from RefSeq and is a predicted model, not a curated record. NCBI's taxonomy places the organism in Eukaryota, Viridiplantae, Streptophyta, Magnoliopsida, Ericales, Ebenaceae. The transcript is spliced from 5 exons. The coding region runs from base 74 to 787 and encodes 237 amino acids.